Messenger RNA from Musca vetustissima, 3190 nucleotides. RefSeq names its product huntington interacting protein related 1 (gene Hip1). Gene Ontology annotation, biological process: endocytosis; actin filament organization; clathrin coat assembly. Gene Ontology annotation, molecular function: phosphatidylinositol-3,5-bisphosphate binding; actin filament binding; clathrin-cargo adaptor activity. The record is from RefSeq and is a predicted model, not a curated record. Lineage: Eukaryota; Metazoa; Arthropoda; Insecta; Diptera; Muscidae. Gene Ontology annotation, cellular component: actin cortical patch; clathrin-coated vesicle.
AAUGGAUCACGAAUUCCAGAUGAGUGUGACCAAAGCGUUGCACCCCUCGGAGCAACCGUUAAAAAUGAAACAUGCCCGUUCGGUGAUUAUUGCAACACAUCGACACAAAGGUGCAAAAAUGUUCUGGAACAUUGUUACGCGCCAGCCGUUAAUGGAGCACCGUUUUACUGCAUGGAAAUUUUGCCAUGUACUGCAUAAGGUGUUGCGGGAGGGUCAUGAGAAUUGCUUACGCCAUUCGCAGGUACACAAAACUCUGAUAUUGGAGGUGGGCAAGUUGUGGGGCCAUUUGCAAGAUGGUGUUGGCAAAUGCAUUGAAAGCUACACCCAGCUGUUGGUUAACAAAUUGGAUUUCCAUCAAAAGAAUUUGGGUAUACCCGGUGCCAUAACAAUGGAUUUCAAUGACAUACGCAAGAUCACUGGCGAUGAUUUGAAUAACUAUUUUCAAUUGUGUGUUGAAAUAUUCGAUUAUUUGGAUUGUAUUAUUGCCCUGCAGCUGGUUAUAUUCCAGGCCUUGAAUACAUAUCGUUUGUCGUCGAUGACACCCCAGGGCCAGUGUCGUUUGGCGCCACUUGUUACCAUGAUACAGGAUUCGAAUCCUUUGUAUGAUUUGUGUGUUCGUGUACUGUUUCGUUUACACGAUGGCAUACCGCAUGACAUAUUGGCGGGUCAUCGUACACGUUUUAAUGAGUUGUUUGUUAAAUUGAAACUGUUCUAUGAGAGUGUACGUCCGUUACAAUAUUUUUCGGAUAUAAUACAAGUACCCCACCUACCAGAUGCUGCACCAAAUUUCUCCUCUGUGCAUGAUGUGGGAAAUUAUAUUGCACCAGUUAUGCAUGUUUUCCAACAGCAGGAAGAGGAGGAGAUACCCACGGUGGAGGAGAGUCUAUUGGAUUUGUCCAAUGCAAGUGAAAAUAAUGCCUCCUCAUCACCCACGGAACCAGUGCCUCAACCAUCAGCAGCCGAGGAGCAACUCGAAGAAGCCCAAAUCAUGAUUACCAAUUUGCAGGAAGAGUUAAGAGUUCGACAAAUUCACAUUGACCAACUGGUUAAUAUUACUCGAGAAAUGUCUAAUCUUCAGGUACGCAAUGAGGCCUUGGAAGCCGAGGUAAAUUUAACCAAGGAAAUGCUGAGGAAUACCAAUCAAAUUAAAGAGAAAUUAGAACAAAAACUCAAAGAAAUGGAAGAGCUGGAAGUUGAGGUCAAGGUGGGCGAUGACAAAUACAAACAAGUGGAGGAGAAAUUUGAUAAAAUCAAAACGAUGUAUGCCAAAUUAAGGGAAGAGCAUAUACAAUUGUUGAGGGUACGCAAUGAUGAUUCGAAACAAUUAAUGGCAGAACGUAAGAAAGCCGAGGAGUUACAAACUGAGAUUCUGGCCCUUAAGGCCAAAGAGGAAGACUUGAUCAAAGUCGAGCAGAAGAAUGUGGCAUUAAAUGACAAAAUCAAAGAAUACGAAGAUGUGAUUACGAAAAACGAAAAGAGAUUAAAAGAAUUAGAGCAGCAACUCAGCGAGUCCAAGGCCUUAUUUGAGAAGCACGACACCGAUAAGAGUGCAAUUAUAAGUGAAUAUGAAAACCAGUUGUUGGAACAAAAAAUGGAAUUGAAGAAGUUCAAAGAAAACUAUGAUCUGGAGGUACAAACGAAGCAGCAUGAAAUGCAGGAGUUGAUGCACAUCAAAUCCCAGCAUGAAAAUAAUCUGCAGGAAUUACAACAAAAAUUGCAGAAUACCACAAAAGAUAAGGAUAAUUUGAGUCUUAAAUUGCAGGAAAUCGAAAAAGAAAUGUUGCAAAAAAUCCAAGAAGUGAAAAGUCAACAAAGUGAGACAAUACGUAACUUGGAAGAUCGCCUACAAGAAGGUACAAAAACAAAUGAAACCCUAAAUCGUAGCCUUAGUGAAAUGGGUGAGCAGAUCACUGAUAUUUCUGGUCAAUUGGAGACAGCCAAAAAGGAAGUAACUGACCUUAAAACAAGUGAAACUCAAACACGAAAUAUGUUAGAUAAUCUACUAUCCUCCCUAAGUAAAUUAUUGGCAAAUUCCAUACAAAAAGAUUUCAAUUUUGAGUAUUUGGAAAUGACUGAAAUUCCACAGGCCAGUAAAAUAAAUAUACAACAAAUUCACAAUCAAUUACAGCAAAUUCCAAAUGAAUAUAAAUCGCUGCAAGAAACAAAGGGACAACACAUGGCACCAUUUAUGUCUUUGUAUUUAGAAUUGAGUCAAAAUUUCAAAAUAUUCCAUGAACAUAUAAUGUUGAUAUUUAGUAAUACCACAGAUUUAAAUAAGGCUGAAGAGUUACGUUUAUUGUGUAAUGAAUUGCGGCAAUCUGUUACGGCCUUGUAUAAGGGCAUUGCUGAAAAUAAAGAGGUUGCUGUAAUUGAAAAUAUUUCCCUAAGGGAAAUCGGCCCCAAAUUAAAUGCCAUACAAUCUGUGGUCACAGGCUUGGAGAAUUCCUUUAGCGAAAGCCUCAAUGUGGGCGAUAUGUUGCAACAGGAACUCAAGCAAAUGGACAAUAUUAUCGAAGAGGCAACUAAGGAAAUCAUGGAUCUGUUGCUGAAUACCAAAUCCCAACAUGAGGGCAUUAAACUAGAGGUUAAUGAGAAAAUUUUGGAUUCAUGUACCAAUCUGAUGCAAUGCAUUAUGGUUUUAAUACAACGUUCCCGCGAAUUGCAAAAUGAAAUUGUUUCCACCCAAAAGGGAGCUUCCAGCGUCAAGGAGUUCUACAAACGUAACAGUCAAUGGACUGAGGGUUUAAUUUCGGCCUCCAAAAGUAUUGCCAAGGGUGCCAAAUAUCUAGUGGAUGCUGCCAAUAAAACAAUUGGUUCCGAUUCAGCAGAAUGUUUUGAACUCAUUGUGGCUGCCCAAGAUAUUGCUGCCAGUACAGCUCAAUUGGUUAUAGCCAGUAAGGUAAAGGCCCGUAACGAUAGUUCCAAUCUUGCCAAUCUAACAAAGGCUUCACGUGAUGUUUCCAUGGCCACGGGACAAGUUGUGGCCACGGUACGAGAUGGUAACAGCAAACUGGAAUAUAAAAAUGAAAUUGAUAUUUCACAAUUAACACCUUCCCAAAAGAAAACCAUGGAAAUGGAAAUGCAAAUAAAGGUUCUUCAACUGGAACAUUCACUGCAAAGUGAACAGCAAAAGUUAAUGUCAUUCCGCAAGGCAUUCUAUCAAAGUGCAGAUGAUGAUUAGAGAGAAAAA